Molecule: messenger RNA, 1931 nt
Organism: Colossoma macropomum (tambaqui)
Lineage: Eukaryota; Metazoa; Chordata; Actinopteri; Characiformes; Serrasalmidae
Product: tripartite motif-containing protein 16-like
Exons: 7
Coding region: 59-1780 (573 amino acids)
Molecular function (GO): zinc ion binding; protein binding
Source: RefSeq, a predicted model, not a curated record
CUCUCUCUCUCUCUCUCUCUCUCUCUCUCUCUCUCUCUCAGUCUGCGAGUGCAGGAAAAUGGCAGAGGCCAGUAUUUCAGUAGAUCAGGACCAGUUCAGCUGUCCAGUCUGUCUGGAUCUGCUGAAGGACCCAGUGACUAUUCCCUGUGGACACAGUUUCUGUAUGGUGUGUAUUAAUGGCUGCUGGGAUCAGGAGGAUCAGAGGGGGGUCUACAGCUGCCCCCAGUGCAGAGAGACCUUCACUCCGAGGCCUGUUCUACGCAGGAACUAUUUUAUAGCUGAAAUGUUGGAGAAAGUGAAGAAGACAGAACUCCAAGCUGCUCCUCCUGCUCACUGUUACGCUGAACCUGGAGAUGUGGAGUGUGAUUUCUGCACUGGGAGGAAACUCAAAGCCAUCAAGUCUUGUCUGAUGUGUCUGGCCUCUUUUUGUGAAACUCAUCUUGAACCUCAUCUGGAAAUUCCAGCUUUGAUUAAACACAAGCUGGUCAAAGCCUCCACACGACUACAGGAGAAGAUCUGCCCUCAACAUGACAAACUGAUCGAGAUCUAUUGCCGUACUGACCAAAGCUGCAUCUGUUAUUUGUGUACGAUGGAUGAACACAGAGGUCAUGAUACAGUUGCAGCUGCAGCAGAGAGAACCGAGAAACAGCGUCAGCUGAAGGAGGUUCAGAGGAAAUCCCAGCAGAGACUCCAGGAGAAAGAGAAGAAGCUGCAAGAGCUGAAACAGGCUGUGGUCACUCUUAAGCGCUCUGCACAGGCAGCAGUGGAGGACAGUGAGAGGAUCUUUACUGAGCUGAUCUGCUCCAUUGAGAAAAAGCGCUCUGAGGUAACAAAGCUGAUCAGAACUCAGGAGAAGAACCAGCUGAGACAAACUGGAGAACUCCUGGAGAACCUGCAGCAGGAGAUUGAUGAUCUAAAGAGGAGAAACACUGAGCUGGAGCAGCUUUCAGUCACAGAGGAUCACAUCCACUUCCUCCAGAGUUUCCAGUCUCUGAGUGUCUCUUCUGGAUGUGAGGACUCCUCCAGCAUCACUGUCCAUCAACAUCCCUCAUUUGAUGGAGUGAGGAAAUCUCUCUCUGAUCUGAAAGAGAGACUAGAGGAAUUCUACAAGGAGGAGUUCAGUAAAGUCUCUCCACAUGCUGCAGCAGUUCAGACCAUCUUAUCCUCAGAGCCAAAAACCAGAGAAGAUUUUCUACAGUCUGCAGCGGUUCAGAAGAUUUUAUCCUCAGAGCCAAAAUCCAGAGAAGAUUUUCUACAGUAUUUCUGUCGACUGACUCUGGAUCCCAACACUGUACAUCAUAGACUCAGCCUGUCUGAGCAGAACAGAGUGGUGAAGUACAGAGGAGGAGAGCAGAGUCUCUCUGACCACCCAGAGAGAUUUCAGUACUGGACUCAGGUGUUGUGUAAGGAGAGUGUGAGUGGACGCUGUUACUGGGAGGUCGAGUGGAGCCUUGGGGAGUGGGUGGGCAUAUCAGUGUCAUAUAAAGGGAUCAGCAGGAAAGGAAAUGGUAAUGAAUGUGUGUUUGGAUUCAACGAUCAGUCCUGGAGUCUGUUGUGUUCUUCUGCUCUCUCUUUCUGGCACAACAGCAUUAAGACUGAGCUCUCAGCUCCAUCAUCCUCCAGAAUAGGAGUGUAUGUGGAUCACAGUGCAGGAACUCUGUCCUUCUACAGCGUCUCUGACACAAUGACCCUCCUACACACAGUCCACACCACAUUCACUCAGCCUCUCUACGCUGGGUUUAGGGUUGUAGGAACCGUGAGGUUACUUGACCCAAACUGAUGAACUUAUUUUAUACUGUGUUUGCCUUUAUUUAAUGCUGAAUGAUGUAUAUAUGUUUUGGCAACAUAUGCUGCCAUCCAAACUAUCUAUUCAGAACAUUUACACCAUUAAAAUCAGCAGCAACAUCAGCAACUUACCCAGCUUUGAUUUU